AUGAGUUCUUUUCGUAUAGUGUUGGUCGAAGGAAUUAGGGGAGGUUUUAAACCACCAACUGUCAGACGACGUAUAGAAAUAAAUGGUGAUGAAAAUGGUGGCGUAGUUAAUGAUUCAGCUCUUGUGAAUAGGGAACUUAAAUCUAAACAAGUUAAAGAAUUUUCCAAUGAUGUUCGUGAAAAUCUUUCAAAGUUACCUACUGAAAGUGAUCGGGCUAGCGAAGAUAUUUAUGGAUUUGAUACAUCUAUUACUUUUCAAUCCGAAGGUUUUGAAUGGCGCAAUGGAUGUGCAGAAGGAUGUAUACAAUCAAUAUCAGAAGUUAAACCAACUGCAGAACAAAAGGCCGCGUUCAAAGCAUUAAUUGAAAAAGUUAAAUCGCUUGGUCAACAAUAUGCAGUUAAUGAAGUAUAA
Messenger RNA from Entrophospora candida, 411 nucleotides. NCBI's taxonomy places the organism in Eukaryota, Fungi, Glomeromycota, Glomeromycetes, Entrophosporales, Entrophosporaceae. The record is from the annotation of a GenBank genome assembly.